CGGCAGCCUUAAAUCUUUAUCAGAAACAAAGCGUGUUAUUUUCAGCUGAAACAUAUAUGUUAACAUUUUCUCUAGGAUAAAUACUUGUUAGUUUGCGAUCUUUCAUCCGCCCGUAGGAAACAAAUAGAGGUGCUGCUGCAGUGUUGAUAUCGAGAUGACAUCUUUGCUCUCCUGCUCGGUUUAGUAACAUAGCCAGCUAGCUGUAAGCCAAGGUGGAGAGAUAAACAAACGCAUUAUAAAACACAAUUCUAACUAAUAGAAAACUUACAGCUAUGACUUAGCAAAACCUUAUUUAAUAUAUUACAUCCGGUAAUAACAGAUAUUAUGUCGGCCUUGUUGCAGCACCGGGCCUUGCUAAGUAGAAAGUACAGCAGAGGUUUAUUAUGGAGUCUGUCAAAAAGAAGCUCUCAUUUAUUAGCAAACAAGCUAACACCUAGUGUCAGUGCUAGAAGUGUGCUGUCAAGAUGGGAGGUUUUAAGAAAGAUGCUUUUCACAACAACAGAGCGGACACUUGGAAAUCAGCAACACAAAGUCAUCCAGAGUCUUCUUCACAGACCUUUGGGUCCGGGCAUGGUCGGGGUCAGCAAAGACUUAAUAAGGAGCAACCUGCUUAAGAACCCUGUUGGUCUGGCAAAUUUAUUAGGGGCAACAAACUUCUUCAGUACAUCACAGUCUAAACAGGAGAAAAAUAAAAGUAAUGGUCCGAAGGGAAAAACUCCAGAAGAAGAUGAAGAGGAGAAGAAACGUCGUGAGCAGGAGGAUCAGAUGUACCGGGAGCGCCUUCGGGCCCUCUUCAUCAUCGCGCUCAUCAUGAGCCUGAUGAACUCCAUUAACACCAGCGGUGGCAACAUCUCCUGGAAUGACUUUGUCAAUGAGAUGCUGGCCAAAGGAGAGGUGUCGCGUGUGCAAGUUGUUCCAGAGAGUGACAUUGUUGAAAUUUACCUCCAUCCUGGAGCGGUUAUCUUUGGGAGGCCUAGGCUGGCACUCAUGUACAGAAUGCAGGUUGCAAACAUUGACAAAUUUGAGGAGAAGCUGAGAGCUGCUGAAGAGGAGCUGAACAUUGACACCAAAGACAGGAUACCAGUGUCCUACAAACGCACUGGAUUCUUUGGAAAUGCAGUCUAUGCUCUGGGGAUGGCUGCGGUGGGUGUGGCUAUUCUCUGGUACAUCUUUCGACUGGCAGGCAUGGGCGGCAGAGAGGGCGGCUUCAGUGCUUUCAAUCAGCUGAAGAUGGCCAAAUUCACCAUUGUAGAUGGGAAGUCAGGUAAAGGUGUGAGUUUUAAAGAUGUAGCAGGGAUGCAUGAGGCUAAGAUGGAAGUCAAGGAAUUUGUGGACUACCUCAAGAAUCCGGAGCGAUACCUCCAGCUGGGAGCCAAAGUUCCCAAAGGCUCCCUGCUGCUUGGGCCUCCAGGCUGUGGGAAGACCCUGCUGGCUAAAGCUGUAGCCACAGAAGCUCAGGUGCCCUUUCUGGCUAUGGCUGGCUCUGAGUUUGUGGAGGUCAUUGGAGGCCUGGGUGCUGCAAGAGUCAGGAGUCUGUUCAAGGAGGCCCGAAGCCGAGCUCCCUGCAUCGUCUACAUUGAUGAGAUUGAUGCUGUUGGAAAGAAGCGCUCAACCAAUAUGUCAGGUUUCUCUAAUACAGAAGAGGAGCAGACCCUUAACCAGCUGCUGGUAGAGAUGGAUGGAAUGGGAACAACAGACCAUGUCAUCAUUCUUGCUUCCACUAACAGAGCGGAUAUCUUGGACAAUGCUCUUAUGAGACCUGGCAGACUGGACAGACACAUCUUUAUAGAUCUACCCACACUGCAGGAGAGAAAGGAGAUCUUUGAGCAGCAUCUAAAGAUCUUGAAGCUGACCCAACCAGCAAACUUCUACUCACUACGCUUGGCUGAGCUCACCCCAGGCUUUAGUGGUGCAGACAUUGCCAACAUUUGUAAUGAAGCUGCCCUGCAUGCUGCCAGAGAGGGCCACAAAUCCAUUGACACCUUCAACUUUGAGUAUGCGGUGGAGCGAGUCAUUGCAGGAAGUGUUAAGAAGAGUAAGAUCCUGUCUAAAGAGGAGCAACGGGUGAUUGCCUUCCAUGAAUCGGGACAUGCCUUGGUGGGAUGGCUACUCGAGCACACGGAGGCGGUCAUGAAGGUCUCCAUUGCCCCACGAACCAAUGCAGCCCUGGGAUUUGCUCAGAUCUUACCUCGUGACCAAUACCUGUUCACCAAGGAGCAGCUGUUUGAGCGGAUGUGUAUGGCUUUGGGAGGAAGAGCUGCUGAGGCUAUCACUUUCAACAAGGUUACAACAGGAGCUCAGGAUGACUUGCGUAAGGUGACACGUGUAGCCUACUCCAUGGUGAAGCAGUAUGGCAUGAGUGAAAGUGUUGGUCAGGUGUCUUUCCCGGAAACAGAGGAACAGGGUGCCAUCGGACGGCGUCCUUUCAGUCAAGGUCUGCAGCAGCAGAUGGACCACGAGGCGAAGAUGUUGAUAGCUCGCGCUUACAGGCACACAGAGAAGCUUCUACUUGACAACAGAGACAAGCUGACUCUGUUGGCAAACGCGCUGUUAGAACGUGAGGUGGUAAACUACGAUGACAUCGAAGCCUUGCUGGGUCCACCACCACAUGGGCCAAAGAAGAUGAUCGUCCCACAGAGCUGGGUGGAGGCCGAGCGGGACAAACAGGACACGGGGGAAGACGAGCCUCAGCCACCUCCCCGCAAACGCCGUGAAGAAGACAUGGAUCCACAGCUGGCCUGAAAUUGAUAUGAAGGUCUUAGAAUUAAUUCUUAACUGCUGCAUUUUGUGGUGAUCAUCAGGCACUGGAGGAAUCUCUUUGAAUUCUCCCUGUGAAGCUUUAUAUAAACUGAAAGCAGGCAUGUUAAUGUUGCUUACAUAGAAGUCAGUGGCAGUGAAAGAGUUUUUGUGCAGAUGAACUCUAUCACUUUUUUUAGUUAAUUGAAUCAGAUGAUCUGAAACUGGCUAAACUGCUGAAAAAAUCUAUAAAAGGGGUUCUCAGACAGCUUAGAAAGGGUCAGUAACCAACCUUGUCUCUAUGUGCAACAAACAACCAUAAUGCUACCUGCUAAAAUUCCCAAACACUGUGCUGAUUUCUGAAACUGGUGUGAAAUAAACACACUAGGUGAAUAUUGUAAAGGUUCUGGGACAUUACUGCUCUGAAUUGAUUUCUUUCUACGAAUGAUGUGGCAGAGAAACAGCUAACCAUGUGCAACACAAGUCAUUCUGUAAGUGGACAAAAGUGGAACUUUAGGAGUGAUUUUCUACUUUGUCAGAGGUGGCAUGCUCUAUAUAUAAUGUCAAAACAAGCAUUAGAAGUCUGCAGUGUACGAUGUGCACUUGAAUUGGCAUGCUCUGCAAGUGAGAAACAGCAUUUCUAUAUUUUGGACUACUCCUGUCAUGUUGAUGAGAAGUGGCAGACUUGACUCUACACACCUCGUUCCUGUUACUGGGAGCCGAGCAGGUUGGGAGUGUUGAUGUGAAGUCCUAAAGGACAGUGUUGCUAAAUAAGAAAAUAAAGUUUUAUUGAUACAGUG
Molecule: messenger RNA, 3536 nt
Organism: Cheilinus undulatus (humphead wrasse)
Lineage: Eukaryota; Metazoa; Chordata; Actinopteri; Labriformes; Labridae
Gene: spg7
Product: SPG7 matrix AAA peptidase subunit, paraplegin
Exons: 17
Coding region: 325-2742 (805 amino acids)
Biological process (GO): protein-containing complex assembly; mitochondrial protein processing
Cellular component (GO): membrane; m-AAA complex
Molecular function (GO): ATP hydrolysis activity; ATP-dependent peptidase activity; ATP binding
Source: RefSeq, a predicted model, not a curated record